This is a messenger RNA of Puntigrus tetrazona (Sumatra barb), 4157 nucleotides long. RefSeq names its product solute carrier family 22 member 7-like. The coding region runs from base 2066 to 3754 and encodes 562 amino acids. Gene Ontology annotation, biological process: transmembrane transport. Gene Ontology annotation, molecular function: transmembrane transporter activity. The transcript is spliced from 11 exons. NCBI's taxonomy places the organism in Eukaryota, Metazoa, Chordata, Actinopteri, Cypriniformes, Cyprinidae. The record is from RefSeq and is a predicted model, not a curated record.
ACAGUUAUUUUGUACAGCUCUGAACUUGUCCCACUGUUGUCAGGUAUGACAUUUUACAGUAAUAAAAAUCUAGAGGUUUGAGGUUGGUAAGAUUUUUUAAUGUUUUCUUACACACCAAGACUGGAUUUAUUUGAUCCAAAUUUAAAAAUAGUUACAUUUACAUUAUUACAUUUACAUUAUUAUAUUAACAAAAUGUUUGUAUUUAAAAAAAAUAUAUAUAUUAAAAUGUAAUUUACUCCUGUGGUGAAAAUCUGAAUUUUCAGCAGCCAACUACUCCAGACUUCAGAGUCAAAUGAUCCUUCAGAAAUCCCUCUAAUAUCUUGAUUUGGUGAUUAAGAAACAUUUUAUCAUCAAUGUAAAAAAAGUUGUGCGAAAACAGUUUCUGUGAAAACAGUUAUAUAUUUUUAGCCUUCUUUUAUUAAAUAAAUUUGCAUUUGCUUUUUUUACUGUCAAUUUUGAUCAGUUUAUUGUGCCCUUUCUAAAUAAAACUAGAGAAAAAUAUUUACCCCAAACUUUAAAACAGUGUAAAAUUGUAAAUAUUUAUUUAGUUGAAUUAAGGAUACAUAUAUGCAAAAUGUAGGCAAAAUGGGAUGGGCUAUACCUCCUUUGUGGCACGUCUUGGUGUGUCUGUGGCUCCUUUGAUCCUGCUGUCAGAUGAUAUAUGGAGCCAUUUCUCUCAAGUCAUCUUGUCUUCUCUUGGACUCUCUGCUGCUUUUUGUUUUUUUAUUACCUGAGACACGAGGAAGGUGUCUGCCAGAGACUAUAGAGGAUGUUGAGGGAAUCAGGAAAGGCUCUGAUGACUUGCCACUACAGGAAGUGGAUGAACAAUAAGGCAGUAGGUUGAAAUGGAAAGACAAAUUAAUUCUUAGAGAAGUAGUUUUAAUCAGAUCCAAACAGUUAAAUAUGGCAUGACAAACAGCAAAAUACAUUUUGUUAAUGUAGAACAAAGAGUUUGCACCUGAAUUUGAAAAGUGGCUUACAGAGCUCAAUAAUAUGUUACAUAUGAAAACAAAUUAGAUAAGAGAUACCAAUUAAAUGGUUUAUUAAUAAGCAUGCAAUUAGUCAACUAAAAUAAAUAACUACUAGUCGACCAGAAAAAUCCUUAGUUAAGGGCAGCCUUAUAUAUUUAUGAAAUUGUAAAUUUAUAUAAAAAUAUAAUUCAUUUUAUAUAUUUGUUACAAAAUUGUAAAUUUAAGUGUUUACAAUCUGCAGAAAGUUUGUGUUUAUGUCUGUAGAGAAGGAUAUGAAUAAAAUUAUUUAUUUCUUUUGUCCUGUAAAGUGACAAAGGCCUUGGCUUUGAUUUAAUCCUCUUAAUACACAAGUUUUGUGAACCACAGUGAGCAUGGUGGAUUACAGCUCUCAGGUCUGAAAGGUUUUCUAAGACCAGAUCAGCAGGUUUGUGAUUCAAUAAAUAAACAAAAGAUCCAUUUGUACAAAUGACCAUUCAAACACCAUUGCCUAAGAAUGUGUUUCUGCUUUUCCAGUUUUAAUGACAAAUAAACCGUUACUGUUUUAUCUAAGAAAAUCCCUUUUAACAUUAGCAAUUAUUAAAUUAAUUAGCAAUUAUAAAAUAAAAAAAUUGUGUGCCAACUCUGCAAAAAGAUGUAGUUUUAUUAUAUAAUCAGAGACUGAGCUUGCAUUUUUUUUAAACUCCAGAUAUCAAGUCCCUUUACAAUAUCUACCAAAAGAAAACUGAUGAAAAAGAACAGAAACUGUUUAUGAUUUAUUUAUGUUUGAGCAAAUCAUGUAUACUAGUCAAGGUGUACUAGUAAGAUAUCAUCUGUAAGAUAAGGAAAGGUAUCAAUGUCCAUGUGCAUUAAUGAACGGUGCACAAGGUAAGACACUCUUCUUUUACAAGCAUUAAUAACCAAAUCACAAAUCAUUCACCCCCUCUGACAAGCUCUUAAGGGUAGCAGAUUGUCUGAAGAUUGGACACACACACAUUAAACAGACAUACAACCACAGCAGUUUUUUUAAUGAUCAAAGUACAAGAUGCAUAUGACUUCCAGUUGCCUUAACCUUUGAUAUCCCAUAAAAGCUCACCACAUCAACCAGGAUAUUCUGUAUGAAGACACUGAGAAAAGUCAGUGCAUCAACAAAAACCAUGAAGUUCGAAGAUCUAAUUACGGAGAUAAAUGGUUUUGGUAGAUUCCAGAAGAUGAUGCUAUGCAUCAGUUUUGUAGGACGAUUCACUAUACCGUGUCAUUUUCUAUUAAGCAACUUCAUCGCUGCAAUACCAUCUCACCACUGUGAUAUCAGUUCUCUGGAUGCAGAGGGAAUCUUUGGGAAUCUGACUCAGGAGGAGAAACUGACUGUCAGUAUUCCAGCUCAAGAUGAUGGGACUCCUGCUUCUUGUCACAUGUUCUCUUAUCCUCAGUUUCAUCUGUUGACAAACUCCUUCAGCAGCUCAGAACUUCCAGUAGUCCCGUGCCAGAAUGGAUGGGAGUAUGACAACAGCACAUUUAUCAGCACUCUGGUCACACAGUGGGAUCUGGUAUGUGAUAACAAAGGCAUGAGCAAAGCUGUGACCACCAUCUUCUUCAUUGGAGUGAUGUUUGGAGCAGCUUUUUUUGGAGGCAUGAGUGACAGAUUUGGUCGUAAACCCAUGCUACUGGUCUCCUAUAUAUCAGGAAUGGCUUUUGCGUUGGCCAGCACCUUUUCUUCCUCCUUCAUUAUGUUUGCAGUUUUAAGAUUCUUUAGUGGAUUCACCAUCACUGGGAUUGUUAUCAUCUCAUCUGUACUCAAUUUGGAGUGGGUGGACAUUCAACACAGGAGGCUUGUAUGUAUAAUUGACAGUAUGGCAUGGGCUGUUGGGAGCACCUCGUUGUCUCUUUUUGCGUUCUGUAUCAGAGACUGGAGAUGGCUGACGGUGGCCGUCACAUCACCUUUACUACUAUCCACUGUCCUCUGGUGGUGGGUUCCAGAGUCAGCUCGGUGGCUGAUAGCCAAUGGGAAGCAAGAAAAAGCUCAUUAUUAUCUUCAUAAAUGUGCUGUCAUGAACCGCAAGGAGGAAGUUAUCUCAAGAAUUAAACCUGAGGCUCUCUCUAUAAUAGUUACAGAUGAAAGAAAGAAAAAUUAUUCAUACCUGGACCUUUUCAGAACUCCAAAAAUGAGAAGAUUGGCUAUACUAACAGGAACCAUAUGGUUUUGUGUUGCCAUCAUGACCUAUGGUAUAAGCCUCAACAUCACAGGCUUUGGAUUAAAUAUGUACCUCACUCAGUUUGUGUAUGGAGCCAUCGAAGUUCCCUCUAAACUCAUGGUAUAUUACUUGCUGGAGAAGAUUGGCAGACAUAAAACUGAAGCAGGAGCUCAGCUGUUGGCUGGAAUCAGCCUUAUGAUUAAUAUUUUCAUACCCAAAGAUCAGUGGGUUGGUCGUACUGUGGUGGCAGUACUAGGUAAAGGUUUUGCAGUGGCUGCUUUUUGUACAAUUGUAUUAUACAGCUCAGAGCUUUACCCGACUGUCCUCAGACAAAAUGGUAUGGGCUAUAACUCGUUCCUGGGCCGUCUGGGAGUGUGUUUGGCUCCUCUAGUUCUGCUCUUGGACAGUUUUUGGGGACACUUCUCUCAGACCAUCCUGUGUUCUGUGGGACUCAUUGCUUCUGUGGUGGCCUGGCAGUUACCUGAAACACGAGACCAGUGUCUGCCUGAGACUAUAGAGGAUGUCGAGGGUACUAGGAAAAAUCUCAGCAAAGAUCAUGACAAGCUGGAGGACAAGGACAAAAUCAUAACAAAUGAACCCACUGAGGUCCACUGAGAACAUUCAGCCCUAAAAUAAUCCAAAGCUGUUUAGUGUCAUGUUCAGAUCCUAGGGGAGUAAAUGUGCACAAAAAGUAACAAUUUCAAAGUUCUUCCAAAAUAUGUUUUAUUAGCUACACAAGAAUUUACAACUUUCUCCAGUGCCAUGUAAUAAUUGCAUAUAUUUUCUAAAAACAAAUGAAGGUGUGAAUGAAUCUUCAUGUUUGUGAACGAGAAAAACGGGUUUUGAAAGAUGCUAGUGUCAAUUUCUGCUCAUCAGAAUAUGUGCAAUAUGCAUUUGCAGCUUGUAAAUUUGCAAUUGUCUUUACUGCCUAUGUGAAAAGAAAUCUUUACACCUUACCAUUUUAUAAACAUGUAAAAAUAUUUCUGUAACAAAUAAAAAAAAGUGUUUUCUUUGUGAA